Messenger RNA from Arabidopsis arenosa, 1069 nucleotides. The record is from the annotation of a GenBank genome assembly. Lineage: Eukaryota; Viridiplantae; Streptophyta; Magnoliopsida; Brassicales; Brassicaceae.
AGUGUCCAACAAACAAAUCGAGAAACACGAACACUCAAUAAAAUAUCUCUCUUUUGUGAGCUUUAGCGAUCGUAACAAUGGCGAACGAGGUUCAGUACAUUGACGAGGUCUGGUCUCACAAGAACCCUAUCCUUCCUUCUGAUCCUUACCAGAGAGCUCAGGCUAGAUUCUGGGCUGAUUUCAUUGACAAAAAGCUGUAUGAUGCUCAGAGGAAGGUGUGGGCGACAAAGGGUGAAGAACAAGAGGCAGGCAAGAAGGACUUCAUUGAGAUACUAAAGACUCUUGAAUCUGAGCUUGGAGACAAGCCUUACUUUGGUGGCGAUGAUUUUGGCUAUGUAGACAUUGCAUUGAUUGGAUUCUACACCUGGUUUCCAGCAUACGAGAAGUUUGCUAACUUCAGCAUCGAAUCAGAGGUUCCGAAACUGAUCGCUUGGGUUAAGAAGUGUUUGCAGAGGGAGAGCGUGGCUAAGUCCUUGCCUGAUCCUGAGAAGGUUACUGAAUUCGUCUCUGAGCUCAGGAAGAAGUUUGUACCUGAAGCUCAGGCUCGAUUUUGGGCCGAUUUCGUGGACAAAAAGUUCACCGACGCCCAAUUCAAGAUAUGGGGGAAGAAAGGUGAGGAACAAGAAGCAGGCAAGAAGGAAUUUAUUGAGGCAGUGAAGAUUCUUGAAGCUGAGCUAGGAGAUAAACCUUACUUUGGUGGAGAUAGCUUUGGGUAUGUAGACAUUUCCUUGAUUACAUUCUCCAGCUGGUUCCAAGCCUAUGAGAAGUUUGGUAACUUCAGCAUCGAAUCAGAGAGUCCGAAACUGAUCGCUUGGGCAAAGAGGUGCAUGGAGAAAGAGAGUGUGUCUAAGUCUCUCCCUGACUCUGAGAAGAUUGUUGCAUAUGCUGCUGAGUAUAGGAAAAACAAUCUCUGAUCUGAGUAAAUCUUGUGGUUCUCUUGUUGCUAAGCUGUGUUCUGUUUUUAUCUUUUUUUUUUUUUCCCUAAUAAUGCGAGAGAGCCUUAGUGACUGUGUGUUGUGGUUUGUAUCCAUCCUUAAGUAUGGAAUUUAAAUAAAAUUUGUUUCAAUGG